Messenger RNA from Microtus ochrogaster (prairie vole), 3281 nucleotides. RefSeq names its product carboxyl-terminal PDZ ligand of neuronal nitric oxide synthase protein. Gene Ontology annotation, molecular function: nitric-oxide synthase binding. The record is from RefSeq and is a predicted model, not a curated record. Lineage: Eukaryota; Metazoa; Chordata; Mammalia; Rodentia; Cricetidae.
CCGCAGGAGGAGCCGCGGGCUGGCAGCCGAUCCGGCGUCUCCGUGACAGGCACCCUGCUCCGCCGUCGCCGCCGCUGCCUUUCUUCCUCGUCCCGGGCUGCGCGCGCCGAGCUCGGGAUCGGGCUCCGGGUCUAGCCCCGCUCCGGGCCGUGCGCCCUUCGCUCGGCGUCGCGGUCGGGGGCUCCGUGCCACCCGCUCCCGCCUCCCGGCCGCCUGGCCGCCUCCCGGUAGCCAGAGCUCAGCCACCAAGCAGCUCACACCAGCCGCAUCUGAGCCGCCCUUGCCGCUCGGCCCUCUGCUUCGCUCCGGGUUCCCCCCAGCCACCGCCUGGCACCCAGGCUACCCACUGCACGACCCAGGUCCUCGCCGCUACCUCGCCUGGCCCCACUGUUCCCUCUCCCGGGUCUCGCCAGCUCUUUCUUGCCGCCGCCACCGCCACCGCCGCCCCUUAAACAGCGGGUCCACCGCGGGUCACCAUGCCCAGCAAAACCAAGUACAACCUUGUGGACGACGGGCACGACCUGAGGAUCCCUCUGCACAACGAGGACGCCUUCCAGCACGGCAUCUCUUUUGAGGCCAAGUACGUGGGAAGCUUGGAUGUGCCGAGACCCAACAGCAGGGUGGAGAUCGUGGCUGCCAUGCGCAGAAUCCGGUAUGAGUUUAAAGCCAAGAACAUCAAGAAGAAGAAAGUGAGCAUCAUGGUCUCCGUGGAUGGUGUGAAAGUGAUUUUGAAGAAGAAGAAAAAGCUUCUUUUAUUGCAGAAAAAGGAGUGGACAUGGGAUGAGAGCAAGAUGCUGGUGAUGCAGGACCCUAUCUACAGGAUCUUCUAUGUCUCCCAUGAUUCCCAAGACUUGAAAAUCUUCAGCUAUAUCGCACGGGAUGGGGCCAGCAAUAUCUUCAGGUGUAAUGUCUUUAAGUCCAAAAAGAAGAGUCAAGCUAUGAGAAUCGUGCGGACGGUGGGCCAGGCCUUUGAAGUCUGCCACAAGCUGAGCCUGCAGCACACCCAGCAGAAUGCAGAUGGCCAGGAAGAUGGGGAGAGUGAGAGGAACAGCGAUGGCUCAGGAGACCCAGGCCGCCAGCUUCCUGGAGCCGAGAGGGCCUCCACAGCUACGGCUGAAGAAACUGACAUCGAUGCUGUGGAGGUUCCACUCCCUGGGAAUGACAUUCUCAAGUUCAGUCGUGGGGUGACGGACCUGGAUGCUGUAGGGAAGGAAGGAGACAUAGACUCUACGGUCUCACCCAGUCCUCAGGAACCCAUGCUGACAGCCUCACCCCGCAUGCUGCUCCCUUCUGCUUCCUCGAAGCCACCAGGCUUGGGCGCAGGGACGCCCCUGUCUACUCACCACCAGAUGCAGCUCCUCCAGCAGCUCCUCCAGCAGCAGCAGCAGCAGACGCAAGUGGCUGUGGCCCAGGUUCACUUGCUGAAGGAUCAGUUGGCUGCUGAGGCUGCGGCACGGCUGGAAGCCCAGGCGCGAGUGCACCAGCUCCUGCUGCAGAACAAAGACAUGCUCCAGCAUAUCUCUCUGCUGGUCAAGCAAGUGCAGGAGCUGGAGCUGAAGCUGUCAGGACAGAAUGCCAUGGGCUCCCAGGACAGCUUGCUGGAGAUCACCUUCCGCUCAGGUGCCCUGCCUGUGCUCUGUGAACCCACCACCCCUAAGCCAGAAGACCUACACUCGCCGCUGCUCGGUGCUGGCUUGGCUGACUUUGCCCACCCAGCGGGCAGUCCCUUAGUUGACCACAGCAUGUUUGAGAAUCUGAACACAGCCCUCACUCCAAAGCUCCAGUCCAGCCGUUCCUUCCCGCACCUGUCCAGAACUGUGGCCCCAAACUCCAUCACCCCUGGCUCUGCAGAACCAGGAGGACCAGGACUGAGGGUGGGCAGCAGUCAGCACCUUAAGAACCUGGGCAAAGCCAUGGGGGCCAAGGUCAAUGACCUCCUGCGAAGAAAGGAGCCCUCAAGCCUGGGCAGUGUGGGUGUGACGGAGAUUAACAAGACCGCUGGGGCCCAGCUGGCUGGCGGGGAAGAUGCGGCCUGUGGAGCCUGGCUAGAGGAUGAAAGGUCUGUCCAAGAAGCCUUCCCUCUGCUGGACCCUCCACCUCCCAUAACCCGGAAGCGAACCCCUCGGGCUCUGAAGACCACCCAGGACAUGCUGAUCUCAUCACAGCCUGUCCUAAGCAGUCUCGAAUACGGGACAGAAUUGUCACCUGAGCAGGCCCAGGACUCUCCCCCCACUGCCCGGCCUGUCUCUGCAGAUACCUCUCGGCCAGAGUCUAUCAGUGAAGUGGGAGACAGGAAAGAGGCUCUGCCCAAUGGGGAGGUGUCCCUGUUGGUGCCUGACCUAAUACACAAGAGCAACCAGGAGGAAGCCAAGCUGAAAGCUAAUGAGUGCAGAAAAACCUCCUCCCCGGCUCCAAUUGAGAGGAACGGCCUCAAACUCAGCUUGAGCCCCAUCAGCCUGGCUGAGUCCUUGGAGAACAACAGCCCACCUCCACAGGCACGGACCUGCAGCCUUGACAAGGAGGGGCUUCACCCAGACCUGCUGUCCUUCGAGUAGUGUGCCUUGGCUUCCCUACUGAGCACGUUCUUCACUGUGUCCUCCACUGCACACAGGUCCUUUGUCCCAGCUCUGCCACGCCCUCAUCUUCCUUGUGGAAGGCAGAACAGAGCCCCCCCUUUCUACCUGAGGGGUUUGCAGGACCAGAUGGCCAGAAGUAGUCCCAGUUAAGGAGUCUGCAGAAUGGCAAAGGAUCCUACUUCUCUGUAAGAUCUUCUGGCUGUUGCUGGGACUCAUCAUCCACUCUCAGGCUUGUCCCAGCUUCCUACGGAAUUACGGGGCCACCAGCCUAGGAGGAUGGGCCUGGCAGAAAUUCUCUUUGCUGUCUGAUUAGAUGCAUAUGCUCUCUGUUCUUUCAUCCCCAAUCCCCACCCCAAUCCCUGAUUCUGCCCCUUUCCUCCACAAUGGUGCCAGGACUCCCUGCCUUGAUGGCAGUACUGCUAGGGAAGAUUGGUAGGUUUGGCUUGAUAAUGGGAAAGGCCUGACUACAACCUGAUCAUAGUUCCUUCAGUCUCUAGGCCACGUGGAGCCCUAGCCACCAUCAUGCCUCUGUUUCUGGGUUAGGGCUAGAGGAUGUUCUUCCCAGGCUUGGGACCUUGAGGACUACCUCAAAGAUUGAACCUUGCUUGUCACCAGGGUCCCCAGGGUUUUCCCAUCCAGUUAGACGUAGCCCUACCUCUCUGGAUAGACACUUAGGAAAAUGGUAUGGGCAGUUGUGCUGGGGUU